CGACAAGUCUAACACAGACACACACGCACACUAACAGCAUAUAAUAUCAGAAAAAGAAGCGCCUUCGAAACAAAUUAAAAAAGCCCGCGGAUAUUAUGCACCGCAUUCCACAGAACGACUUGAGCAGAAAUCAUAUUUUCCUGUCGCCUAACGGCGACUACAGCCGCCAUUUGGUUAAGCUGUGCGAGCGAUGUGUGCAGCAUGAGAAGAAGGUGCUUCUGCUGACCCAGCGCAAAAUGUCGAGCAUAUUGGAAAAGCCGCGCUCGUUGCAUCAGUUGGAACAUUGGCUGCACAUUGCCUUCAAGGACAUUGAGAGCGCACCUCGUCGCAUUAUCGAGCUUUAUGAUUGUGCCCCGCAUCCGGACUUGAUUGUCUUCGAUAUGCAUUCCAUAAUUGCCGAAUUGAUCUGCCGUCCCGUGUUGCAGCAGUGUUCCAGAGAGACCCUUGUGCGUCUCAUAGCCAAAUGUGCAGCUGCCUUUUGCAACUAUCGCGAAAUGGUGCAUGUGUCGAAGCUGGAGCUGGCCAGGUCAACUGGGAAGGAGCACCCUGUCGACACUAUUGUCAUCAUGCCCACCGAGGCAUAUCCCCUGUCUCCGGAACAGUUUAAACUCCUCAUCGGGCUCUACUUUUACGGCAACGAGUUGUACAACAAUUUCUCCCAACUCUCGGAACGCAUUCGCGUCUCGCAAGGAUUGCACUAAAACAACAACAACAUAAUGACUGCUACAAGUGCCUGUUCAUAUAAUGCUAACAAGAUAAACUAGCAUUUAAUAUGAACCAAUCGCCAAUCCAAAAAUGUUCCUCAUCAAGUUACUCUCCGAUCUAUAAGAUUUUUCGAUAUAUCGAAGAUGUAGCGAACUUUUGAAUAAUAAUACUUAAUAUGUUGCAAUCGAUAAGGUUGCAUAUUUGUCAACUCGCAUGGCAUCCAUGCUAUAUUUGUUUUUUUUUUGUUUUUUGUAUAAAACCGAAGAUAACUCUAUGUUAUAUGUAGAUAACGUUAAAGUCUUAGUCUGUGUGAAAAAUAUGAACAUAUAUAUUAAUAUUUAUUAUUUGCUAAUUUCACACACGUUUAUAAAAACUACGACUAACAAAAUAUAAAUUACGUUAAUUAAAAAACAAAAAAAAAAAUAUUAAUAUAUAAAUAAUAUAUUAAUAUAUUGCGCCAUAGAAAAGGAACUAAGAUUUGAGUUUUAGGCAGUAAAACAGAUAUAACUAGCAUAAUUAUCUAUCAGCUGUAGAUAAGGAUAAAAUAUAAAAAUCUGUGUAAAAAUUUAAAUAUAUGCAAUAAAUUAAUAUUUAUUAUUU
Messenger RNA from Drosophila innubila, 1305 nucleotides. RefSeq lists its product as uncharacterized. The record is from RefSeq and is a predicted model, not a curated record. The coding region runs from base 96 to 701 and encodes 201 amino acids. Lineage: Eukaryota; Metazoa; Arthropoda; Insecta; Diptera; Drosophilidae. The transcript has 3 exons.